UCCUCUUUUUUCUACUUCUACAAAGUUAGUAGGAUCAUAAUUAAGAGAGUUUUCUAAUAUUCUUCACAUCCAUGGCUUCUUUUGCUUCUUCAGCAACCAAAGUUUACUGUAACAAGAUCCUUCCUGACAUGUUUGAUCAUGGCAAAUAUGAACCUUAUUUUGGAUCAAAAGUGAAAAACAAUGACAAAAACAAGAAAAAUUUGGACUUGAAAUUAGUUACAAAGGUUGCUAGCCAAUUGCCCGUAAUAGUUCCACCACCAGAUCAACAAAUGAUUAAUAAGGAGAAGAAGCUCGCUGCAUGGACUAGUGUACGCCAAGAAAGAUGGGAAGGAGAACUCGUCGUUGAAGGCGAGUUACCAUUGUGGCUGAAUGGCACGUACCUGAGAAAUGGUCCAGGACAAUGGCACAUAGGUAACUACAAUUUCCGGCAUCUUUUCGAUGGCUACGCCACCUUAGUCCGUCUUCAUUUUGAAGACGGACGAUUAAUAAUGGGUCACCGACAAAUCGAAUCGGACGCAUAUAAAGCAGCAAAAAGCAGUAACAAAAUAUGUUACCGCGAAUUUUCAGAAGUACCUAAGCCAGAUAAUUUCUUAUCCUACAUAGGUGACAUGGCCAAAUUACUCUCCGGUGCAUCCCUAACCGAUAACGCGAAUACCGGAGUCGUUAAGCUCGGGGACGGACGAGUAGUUUGUCUUACCGAGACCAUAAAAGGUUCGAUUGUAAUUGAUCCGAAUACGCUCGAUACAAUUGGGAAAUUUGAAUAUAGUGACUCGUUAGGCGGAUUAAUUCAUUCAGCUCAUCCAGUUGUUACGGAUAGUGAGUUUAUAACGUUGAUUCCGGAUUUAAUUAACCCGGGAUAUUUGGUGGUGAGAAUGAAGGCAGGGACAAAUGAGAGGAAAUAUAUAGGUAGAGUGAAUUGUAGAGGAGGACCAGCACCAGGAUGGGUUCAUUCAUUCCCAGUGACGGAAAAUUAUGUUAUUGUACCGGAGAUGUCACUAAGGUAUUGUGCACAAAAUUUAUUAAAGGCUGAGCCUACACCACUCUACAAGUUUGAGUGGCAUCCUGAUUCCAAAGCCUUCAUGCAUGUUAUGUGUAAAGCCAGUGGCAAUAUUGUGGCAAGUGUCGAAGUGCCAUUAUACGUGACAUUCCACUUCAUCAAUGGGUACGAGGAAAAAGAUGAAGAUGGAAGAGUUACUGCUGUUAUUGCAGACUGCUGUGAACAUAGCGCCGACACCACCAUCCUUGACAAGCUCCGCCUUGAGAAUCUUCGCUCAUUCAACGGCAAGGAUGUCUUACCCGAUGCAAGGGUUGGGAGAUUCAGAAUACCAUUAGAUGGGAAUCCAUAUGGAGAAUUAGAAGCAGCAUUGGACCCAAAUGAACAUGGAAAAGGCAUGGAUAUGUGCAGUAUGAAUCCUGCUUAUUUAGGCAAGAAAUAUAGAUAUGCUUAUGCUUGUGGUGCUAAGAGGCCUUGUAAUUUCCCCAACACCCUCACUAAGAUUGAUUUGUUUGAUAAGAAGGCAAAAAAUUGGCAUGAUGAAGGUGCUGUACCUUCUGAACCAUUCUUUGUGGCUCGACCGGGCGCAACCGAGGAAGAUGAUGGAGUUGUAAUCUCAAUGAUCAGUGAUAAGAAUGGAGAAGGAUAUGCUCUAAUACUGGAUGGAUCAACAUUUGAAGAAAUUGCAAGAGCAAAAUUUCCUUAUGGUCUCCCCUAUGGGCUGCAUGGUUGUUGGGUUCCAAAGAAAUAGUAUCACCUCACAUACCAGACAGUGUUGUAUCAUAGCCAAAUAAAUUUUUACCAAGUCGUAUAAAAUAAGAUGAUAGUACAAAAUUUUCCAGUUCUUCAAUAGCUAAUGUAAUAUUUUGUGCGUAUUUGCUCUCAGUAAUAGGAUAUGGGUAGUUUAUAGUACUAAGUCUCUG
This is a messenger RNA of Solanum dulcamara, 1917 nucleotides long. RefSeq names its product carotenoid cleavage dioxygenase 8 homolog B, chloroplastic. Gene Ontology annotation, molecular function: carotenoid dioxygenase activity. Bases 72 to 1745 code for a protein of 557 amino acids. The record is from RefSeq and is a predicted model, not a curated record. The transcript has 6 exons. Gene Ontology annotation, cellular component: chloroplast. Gene Ontology annotation, biological process: carotene catabolic process. NCBI's taxonomy places the organism in Eukaryota, Viridiplantae, Streptophyta, Magnoliopsida, Solanales, Solanaceae.